AUGGCAGAGUUGGCCCAGAGGACUCCUUCCACCCUCAGGGAGUUCAUGGACAGGGUGGAUGAUUUUGUCUAUGCAGAAGAUACUCUACAAGCUUUAGUGGACCCUUAUAAAGAAGAUACCAAGAUUGAGCAGAAUAACAGAGGAGAGAGAAAGGGAAAGACGCCGUCUUAUCAAACGGGCAGUCGGUACUGCAAGUAUCAUCAGACAAGCUCACACUGGACUGAGGACUACACGACCAUGAGAAAGAGGGUCGCUGAGUUAGCAGGAACUGGCGAGUUGGAGCGAAUGGUGGCGGAGCGGUCAAAACCUAGAAGGCGUCAGGAGACUAGGCAAGGAACAAGGCAGAGUUUUAGUCCAGAAAGAAGGUGUCACGUUAAUGACCGCCAGGACAAAGGGGUGAGAUUGCCCCCAAAAGGCGACAGGAACAGGGCGCCCAUAGGAGAGAUAAAGACUAUAGCAAGAGGUUUUGCUGAAGGUGGUGUUUCCGCGUCCGGCCGAAAGGCAUAUGCACUGAAGGCAAGAUAUGAAGAAGUUUUCGUAGCAGAUAAAGCGCACAAACAACCAAAGCUUAGUAAUGAGCAAAUGGUGAUAUCCUUUGAAGAGGCGGACAGGGAAGGAGUCCUGCGGGUGCUAGUAGACAAUGGGAGCUCGACUGAUAUAUUGUACUGGGAAGCAUUUGUCAAAAUGGGGAUCGAUGUUGGCAAACUGAGGCUCUCCCCUACACCAUUAAAAGGUUUCUUAAGGGAUACUAUUCAGCCCAUAAGAGCAAUCACCCUUUCGGUAACUACAGGAGCUGGGACGCGGACAGCAACCACCGUGACCGAUUUUUUAGUAGUAAAAGCUCAUUCCUCUUACAAUGCUAUAUUGGCAAGACCGACACUCAACCAUUUGAGAGCGGUAACAUCCACCUAUCAUCUCAAGAUCAAGUUUCCAACCGAUAGCGGUGUGGGCGAGGCAAGAGGCGAGCAGGCCCUAGCUUAA
Messenger RNA from Carya illinoinensis, 981 nucleotides. RefSeq lists its product as uncharacterized. The coding region runs from base 1 to 981 and encodes 326 amino acids. The record is from RefSeq and is a predicted model, not a curated record. NCBI's taxonomy places the organism in Eukaryota, Viridiplantae, Streptophyta, Magnoliopsida, Fagales, Juglandaceae. The transcript is spliced from 3 exons.